This is a messenger RNA of Strongyloides ratti, 1179 nucleotides long. RefSeq names its product Astacin-like metalloendopeptidase. The transcript is spliced from 2 exons. NCBI's taxonomy places the organism in Eukaryota, Metazoa, Nematoda, Chromadorea, Rhabditida, Strongyloididae. The coding region runs from base 1 to 1179 and encodes 392 amino acids. The record is from RefSeq and is a predicted model, not a curated record. Gene Ontology annotation, molecular function: metalloendopeptidase activity; zinc ion binding. Gene Ontology annotation, biological process: proteolysis.
AUGAAAAAAUUAGUUGAUAUUAUAAUUUUAUUGGUUAUAAUUUUUAACAUAAUUGAAAAUAAUGUAUUAAGUUUAAAGUUUAAUAAAAAUAAUCUUAUAUUAUCUAGAAAACGUCGAGCAGCUUUAGAUCAUACUAUAGGAAGAUUUGAUGAAAUUCCAAUAAAAUAUAAAGUUAAUAAAAAUGUAAAUGAAUCAUUAAUAGAUAAAGCAGUUAAAAGUUUCCAAAAAGAAUCUUGUUUAAUAUUUGAAAAAGAUAAUUUACUCAAUGGAUCUGGAAUAGAAUUUGUAUUUUCAAAUGACACUUAUUAUGCUGAUGUUGUUGGAAAAGUUUCAACUGUCAUACCUUUACAAAUAGGAAUUCCAAAAAAACCUACAAAAGUCGGUUGUGUUAUUCAUAAAAUGUUACAUGCAUUGGGUUUGUUACACGAACAACAAAGAAAAGAUCGAGAUCAAUACGUAACAAUAUUUUAUAAUAAAAUUAAUAAAGAACGUCUUCAUAAUUUUAAAAUGGGAAAUUUUAUUGAGCAAGAAACGUAUGGAAUAAAAUAUGAUUAUGGUUCUAUUCUUCAUUAUUCAAGAUUUAAUGGUCAUAUAUCAGGUAAAAAAAAUAAAUUUACAAUGAAAGCAAAGAAUAAACACUAUACAAUGUCAAUUGGUCAGAAUCGUUAUUUUAGUUUUUUAGAUACAAAACUUUUAAAUAAACGUUAUUGUAAAGAUAAAUGUAAAAAUGAAGAAAAAAUAACAUGUUAUCAUGGUGGAUAUCCAAAUCCAAAUAAUUGUAAAAUUUGUAAAUGUCCAACUUUUUAUAAACCACCAUUUUGCAAGUUUGUAAAAAAAUCUCCACAAAAAUGUGGAAAUAAAAUUAAUCUUGCAUCAAAAAAUUAUCAGACAUUAAAAAUGAAAGGUAUCAUUGAUUGUUAUUAUAUUUUAAGAGCAGAAGAAAAUCAAAAAGUUGAAAUUAUUAUUAAAAAAGCAAAAUCACUGUUGACUCAAGUUUGUGAACCAGGAUCAGGUUUAAAUAUUAAAUUUCUUAAAAAUAAAGCUUUGUCUCCUGCUUGUUUUUGUGGUAGAACAACGAAUUACACUAUAAUUUCAGAAGGAAGAGAAGUUGUAUUACGUUACGCAGGAAAAUCAAAUACAGAUUUUUUUGAACUUCAAUUUAAAAGUGUAAAAAAUUAA